AGUCACAAGAUGAGUUUCCAAAAUAAAGUUGUGAUAGUGACUGGUGCAAGUUCAGGAAUUGGUGCGGCUAUAGCACUCUCUUUCGCUAAAGAAGGUGCCGAUGUAGUUAUAGUUGCAAGAAACAAUGAAAAACUGAAGGUCACUGAAGCGCAAUGUGAUGAGUUUGGUAAAAAAUCACUUAAAAUCCUUGCUGAUGUUAGCAAAGAAGACCAGGCACAGUCAAUUAUUGAUGAAACGAUCGAAAAGUAUGGAAAAAUUGACAUUUUGAUUAACAAUGCUGGUAUUGUUCGUUUGGGAAAUAUUACAGAUGGAACGAUUUUAAGUGUUUAUGAUGAAAUUAUGAGUACAAACCUGAGACCCGUCAUCCAUCUUACAACUCUAGCAACACCAUAUCUAAUAAAGACCAAAGGAAAUAUAAUCAACAUUUCAAGUGCAGGAGUAAAAGUCAAACAUCCCAGUUUUAUAUCAUACGCUUUGAGUAAAUCUGCUCUCAAUUUAUUUGGUCAAGGCGCCGCUCUGGAACUGGCAGAAUAUGGUGUCAGAGUGAAUACCAUCAGUCCUGGACCAGUUAUCACUGAUAUCUGGGAAAAUUCUAAUAUGCCAGUAGAAUCACUAAAAGGUUUAGAUUUUAAAAUACCUUUAAAAAGGAUGUCAAAACCAGAAGAGAUUGCAACUAUAGCAUUAUUCCUAGCAGAUGACAAAGCGUUGGGCAUAACUGGAUCGAAUUAUUUGGCUGACAAUGGAAUGUCACUGACGUGA
This is a messenger RNA of Bicyclus anynana (squinting bush brown), 759 nucleotides long. RefSeq names its product glucose 1-dehydrogenase 2-like. The record is from RefSeq and is a predicted model, not a curated record. Lineage: Eukaryota; Metazoa; Arthropoda; Insecta; Lepidoptera; Nymphalidae. The transcript has a single exon. Bases 10 to 759 code for a protein of 249 amino acids.